This is a messenger RNA of Sycon ciliatum, 1346 nucleotides long. RefSeq names its product mannose-P-dolichol utilization defect 1 protein-like. The transcript has 5 exons. Lineage: Eukaryota; Metazoa; Porifera; Calcarea; Leucosolenida; Sycettidae. The record is from RefSeq and is a predicted model, not a curated record. The coding region runs from base 136 to 867 and encodes 243 amino acids.
UUGUACUACCAGUACCACAGUUACAGACUACACAAGUGUUUUCACUGUUUUGUACAAGUAGAAGUCGUAGUAGUUAGUACGUGUCGUUGUGCAUCGUUAUAGUUUAUAUUGUGGCCAGGAAGAAAAGGUAUCGGGAUGGCGACAGCAGCGCUGGAGAACAUCAUUGGUCUUGUGGUACCUGAUCAGCGAUGUCGAAACGAGUACAUUACCAAUUUCAACAUUUUCGAUGAAUCUUGCAACAAGAUGCUGAUCAGCAAACUCUUGGGGCUUGGUAUUGUGGCUGGUUCAAUUCUUGUCAAGCUACCCCAGAUCAUCAAGAUAUUGAAAGCCAAGAGCGUUGUUGGAUUGAGUCUGUCUUCAUUUCUUCUGGAAUUAAUGGCAUACAUAUUUACAAUGUCCUACAACGUAGUCCAAGGUUUUCCUUUCAGCACUUGGGGCGAAGCUCUCUUUGUCCUGGUUCAAGCCAUCAUUCAAGUUGCCCUUUUCUUCCACUUUGCCUACUCUCCAGUAGCUGCACUUGCCUUUGUACCCUUGUGCUCUACGUGUGUCUACUUUCUUUGCUCUGGCCUUGUCCCCCUCCAAGUUGUUUCUCUCCUCUUCCAAGCAACUAUUCCACUGACAGCAAGUAGCAAGAUCUUCCAGAUUGGUGCAAACUUCACGAAUGGUCAUACUGGUCAACUGUCAAUGAUAACAUCGUUUAUGAAUCUCAUGGGAACUCUUGGUCGUAUUUAUACAACUUUCCAGGAGGUAAAGGACACGGCUAUCCUUGCUGCCUUUGUUUCCGCUACGUUCUUCAACCUUGUCAUUGUCCUGCAAAUAGUCUACUAUUGGAAUGUGUCUCCAGACCUGGACAAAAAACGGAAAUAAAUACCAAACUAGAAAUUGCCGUGAAUCCUCUUUUCUCUUGCUCCAUCAUCAAUGUUCCAAUUCCAUUUUAUCAUUACCCUUAUACGCGUACCUAUGUAGAGGGUAUGCACACGUGCAUGUACGAGUAGUGUGAAAUGUUUCCUGUAGGGGAUGCACUCACUGCUUGGAAGCCUUACCACCAAUAAUAUACUGUUGUGCUAUUGCAGUAAGGGAAGCAACUCCCUUGACCUAAUGAAAUGAUUAUUAAGAAAAGCAAUUUACGAAAGGAAUGAGAAGAUGAUUAUGUUGUUAUCACUGUUUUCAAUUUUUUGUUUUUGUACUUUUUAAAAUACUGGGUUCGGGUUUUUUUCCCCGAGCUGACCCCUUCUUUGUCGUUAUCAAUGACAGUAGUCCAAAGUUUCUAACAUUCUUGUCUGGAUAGUGCUGCUCUUUACCUUGAACAGGGUGUGUGCAGUGCUUACCAGACAAAUACUACUGUA